Molecule: messenger RNA, 1480 nt
Organism: Cylicocyclus nassatus
Lineage: Eukaryota; Metazoa; Nematoda; Chromadorea; Rhabditida; Strongylidae
Source: the annotation of a GenBank genome assembly
AUGAGCAUAAAAGUGCAGCGGCGAAAGAAAAAUUUGAAAAUGGAGCUAUUACUAAUGGUAGUGACUCAUCUACUCCUUCUUUUUAGUAGUAAAACGUACACGAAUGCCGAAGAUACAGCUUGCACAAAACUAGGCUCUACAGCAAGCAAUCCAAGCAACGCAACCGAACGCGAUUCAAUACUCAAGGUCUUCAAUGAUAUGAGGGAGCACAUAGCCACAAAACAGUCUCCUGAAGGCGAUAACUUAAAGAAGGCGAAAAAUAUGUACAAAUUGUUCUGGAACUGUAGUAUGGAAAAAAAAGUUAGAAAAUCUGUUGAGAAAAAGAAAGGAGCCACUUUGACGAAGGAUUAUGCGCAAAACUACGCAAUAUUCAAAUCCGGUACUAGUACUACACUCGCUAACUAUACUAACGCGGCGAAACAAGAUUGGUAUAACCAAGUUAUAAUACAUGGUCUUGACAAAAACCAAACGUACACGGAUGGUUUGGAUUUUUUCGCUAAUAUGGUCAAUGCGAAGGCUACGCAAGUUGCGUGCGCUUACGAUGAUGAUGGAACCAAUGUACAUUACUCAUGCAUCUUCAACGUUAAACCAGUCAAGGGACAGAGUAUCUAUGAAAGAGGAACUCCAUGUUCAAAGAAUUCGCAGUGCACCACGUACCCAGGAUCAUCUUGUGAUACGGUAACGAAGCUGUGCAAAUACGAAGGAGACAUACCAGAGCCGGAAGUGACUUCAACCGAUGCGACAACAGCCACGAACGUGAAUCCAACCGGUGGGACAACAGCGACGGGCGUGACUCCAACCGCUGCGACAACCACUGCUGAUAUAAAACUAGACAAUGCAUACAUGACGGUUGCAGGAAGGACCAAAGUGGUAAACGCACAUAAUUAUAGGAGAACUUUGCUCGCAACAGGUCAGAUAAGAAAUGGUAAAAAUCCAAGCAAUGCUAAUUUACCAACGGCUGCAUUCAUGUCAAAAAUGGAAUAUGACAUGAACCUUGAAGCGCAGGCCAUAGAACACGCCAAAGGGUGCUCAUUGGAAAAGUCAGACGAGUCAACAAGAACAGGAAUUGGUGAAAACGUUUAUGUGCAUAAGACAGUGAUUAAGGAUCCAGUUGAACUUUUUAAUAUUGUUGCCAUUAGUUGGUGGACGCAAAUCUUCCAAGAUGGAAUCAACAAUCAAUUGAUAUUCUCAGAGAACCUGAGAGAUAAACAAGCAAAGAAAGGCAUAGAUCAGACAGCCUUCACUCAGAUAGCCUGGGCAAAUACCAGCAAAAUAGGGUGCGCUAGUGUCGAUUGCUCCGGAAAGUCCUUCGUUGUUUGCCGCUAUAGCCCUGCUGGAAACAUUCUGAAUCAACCAAUAUAUCGAAUUGGAUAUGUAUGUCAAGGGUGUCAGGGAACUUGCAGUUCGGCUGAUGGACUAUGCAUAAUGACCUGAAGAAGACAGUAUUGAAAACGACACUUCAAUAAACUCUGCAGCAUUC